Messenger RNA from Callorhinus ursinus (northern fur seal), 2644 nucleotides. Its product is annotated as E3 ubiquitin-protein ligase TRIM34-like. Lineage: Eukaryota; Metazoa; Chordata; Mammalia; Carnivora; Otariidae. The record is from RefSeq and is a predicted model, not a curated record. Gene Ontology annotation, molecular function: zinc ion binding; protein binding.
GCGCCGAAGAGCCAUCCAGGAACCUUUAAGCAAGAAGAGCUCCAGGAGUUAGGACAGGAAGAAGCCAGGGGAGAUGUACUAAGGCUUUAAAAAUCCUGAACAUACAAGAUGAGGUGUCCUGUCCCAUCUGCCUGAAGCUUUUGACAGAAUCCCUGACUCUAGACUGUGGCCACAGCUUCUGUCAAGCCUGCAUCACUGUGGACACCAAGGAGUCAGAGAUCAGCCCAGGAGAGGAAAGCAGCUGUCCUGUGUGUGGCAUCAGAUACUCACUUGGAAACCUAUGUCCUAAUCAGCAUCUGGUCAACAUAAUGGAGAAAAUCACAGAGUCCAAGUUGAACCCAGAGAAGGAGCUGAAGAGAAACCUCUGUGUGCACCAUGAAGAGAAACUCCUGCUCUUCUGUAAGGAGGAUAGGAAGGUCAUUUGUUGGCUUUGUGAGCGGUCUCAGGAGCACCAUGGUCACCACACAUUCCCCGCGGAGGAAGUAGUCAAGGAAUGUCAGGAGAAGCUCCAGGCAGCUCUGGAGAGGCUGAGGAAGGAGCAGCAGAAAGCUGAGAAGUUGGAAGCUGACAUCAGAGAAGAGCGGACUUCCUGGAAGUUCCAGAUACAGACUGAGAGACAAAGGAUAUGGACAGAAUUCGAUCAGCUUAGAAACAUCCUGGACAGUGAGGAGCAGAGAGAACUGCAAGAAUUGGAGGGAGAGGAGAAGAGGAUCCUGGAUAGCUUGGCUGAGGCUGAGGCUGAGCUGGCUCAGCAGAACCAGUUGGUGAAAGAGCUCAUCUCAGAUCUGGAGCAUCGCCGUAAAUGGUCAACAGUGGACCUGCUGCAGGACAUGAGUGGAAUCAUGAAAUGGAGUGAGAUCUGGACACUGAAGAAGCCAAAAACUGUUUCCAAAAGACUGAAGAGUGUAUUCCAUGCUCCGGAUCUGAGCACAAUGCUGCGCACGUAUAGAGAGCUAACACGUGUCCAGUGCUACUGGGUGGACAUCACACUGAAUCCAAUCAACUUAAAUUUAAGCCUUGUCCUUUCAGAAGAUCAGAGAAAAGUGCUGUCUGUGCCAAUUUGGCCUGUUAAGUGUACUAAUUAUGGUAUCUUGGGCUCCCAAUAUUUCUCUUCAGGGAAACACUACUGGGAAAUCGAUGUGUCCCAGAAGACUGCCUGGAUUCUGGGGGUAUACUGUAGAACACGUUUCCGUAAUAUAAAGUUUGGCGUUAGACAAGGCACAGUGCAUCAGAAUGUUUACUCCAGAUACAGACCUCAAUGUGGCUACUGGGUUAUUGGGUUACAGAAUAAAUUUGAGUAUAAGGCCUUUGAGGAGUCUUCUACAUCUCAUCCCAGGGUCUUGACUAUUUCCAUGGCUGUCCCUCCCCAUCGUGUUGGGGUUUUCCUAGACUAUGAUGCAGGCAUUGUCUCAUUUUUUAAUGUCACAAACCACGGGUCACUCAUCUACAAAUUUUCUAAAUGUUGCUUUUCUCACACUGCUUAUCCAUACUUCAAUCCUUGGAACUGUCCAGGCCCCAUCAUCCUGUGCCCACCAUGUUCCUGAACCUUCUUAGCCGCUAACCCACUUCUGUGUAGAACCUCUUGUCCUGGGGCUCAUCUACACCUGAGCUUACCUGCACUCUUCCGAACACCUCUUCCUUCCCUUCUCCUUUUAUUAUAGAAUGUCUUUGUGCAAUGCAUGUAUUCUUUCUGCAUGUAUUGAAAUGAACAUGCAACUUUUGCCCUUUUGUUUCUCAUUUAAUUCAACUACCUUUAUGGUUUUGUUAUUAUUGUAUUUUCGUAGUUAUUCUGUGGUUUAUGCCUAUGUUGUUAGUACCCUGAUUUUUUUUCACAGAUUAUUGAGGUUCUGUUCAUUAUUUUCAUAUUGGAUAAUUUACAUUAAUCUACUUUUAAGUUCACUUAGUCUCUCUUUUGUGAUCCUGAAUUUCUCUUAAGCCAGUCCUAGAUUAUUAUUUGGAGUGAUUGCAGCUUUUAGUUUUAGUAUUUCAAUUAACAAAACUAUUUUUGUUUUUUGACAUUUCCUAUUUGCUCAUUUUAUAAGCAUAUUUUCUUUCAUAGCCUUUACCCUAGAUAUGAUAGCUGCUGUGAAGUCCUUGUCUUCCUUGUUGUAAGUCCUUAUUGUAAAUAUGACAUCUGCAUUAUCUUAGAAUUGAUCUCCACUGAUUGCCUUUGUCCUUGAGUAUGGACCACAUUUGUUUCUUUGUAUGUUAAACAAUUUUAACAUGUAUCUAAAAUUCCCCAGGGGGAAUUGUGAAUGGGAUGUAAAGAUUCUGGGUUCUGUUUAUUUUUCUGACGAAUAUUUUUUUUCAGGCAUUUGGUUGAACUCAAAUUUGAAAUUGUCCCCUGAAUUUGCAGAAGCUGAAAUCUCUGGUCAGUUCUUUUAUCUCUAUUUGGGCUGCUUGGUGUCUGCCUCAAACAUGUGUAUUUCAGAGAGUUGCUCAGUGUGUAUGUACAAUUUGAGAUUUCAUCCUCUGGAUCUCUUUUUUACAGACAUUGUCCUACCAUUUUUCAGCUGUUGUGAUAGCUCCAAAUCAUUCUUCUUGCUCUUCAAGCUAAUAAGUCUGUAUGCCGCUGAGUUUUAACUGUUCCACUCACUACCAAUUGAGUUUUGCUUUCAAAUAAAAAGCCAUAAAACCAGAAAAC